Messenger RNA from Vanderwaltozyma polyspora DSM 70294, 1212 nucleotides. Its product is annotated as SWIRM domain-containing protein. The record is from RefSeq and is a predicted model, not a curated record. The transcript has a single exon. Bases 1 to 1212 code for a protein of 403 amino acids. Gene Ontology annotation, biological process: regulation of transcription by RNA polymerase II; chromatin remodeling. Gene Ontology annotation, cellular component: SAGA-type complex; nucleus. NCBI's taxonomy places the organism in Eukaryota, Fungi, Ascomycota, Saccharomycetes, Saccharomycetales, Saccharomycetaceae. Gene Ontology annotation, molecular function: transcription coactivator activity; protein binding; chromatin binding.
AUGGAAUUAUUUUCUCCACAACCAGAGCAUGCUCAGUUGAAUACAGUGGUGACUCCAAAGGAAAAUAAUCAAAUUUUAGAAUUAUUAAAAAACGUUAUUACACAAGAUUCUGAUUCUUGCUCAAAGAAUGCAAUGGAAAUUCAUUCUAACGAGCAUAGCAUCAAUACAAUGUUGAUGGCUAAUAGAGUAUUGCCAAAUCAUCACAACGGACCUUUACUACUUUCGGAUGUGCCCUACAAUGAUACUAAUAAUACUAAAUAUGAAGGAGUGAAUAGAUUGGGUAAUCCAAGAAUGUUAGAGUCACGUUGUCUUGGGUUGAUUAAUUCUACUUCAAACAUAGAUUCAAUACUAGAUGAGCAUCAUAUCCCUUCGCCCCCAUUGUCCCCUCAAUUAAGCCCAAUUGAAUUUUCAAAGACUUCUAAAGAGAUUGCACCAGUGAAAAAAAUUGGCAUUAUGGUUAAACCAUGUUGGCCUCAAGGUAUGACAGUGAAAAGAUAUAGGUAUGGUACACAUGGUUUCUUAUCUCAAUAUAGAUCAUUUAGUGGUAUAAAGACAAUGGAUACAUCAGGGAAGACAAGGUAUGUUGGAAUGCCUGCAAACAGAUAUACUAAGAGAUAUAGACCUUAUAAGUAUAGCUCGGCAGAAUACAUUGAAAGAUUACAACGUGCAAGAAAUAGAGGAGUCAACGAAGGUCUUUUCUUUGAUAGUGAAAAUGAUGAUUCUCAAAUUGACCGCAGUAGAGCUCCUUCAACUCCUGUCCGUAAGGUUAAAAAAGCAACACCUUUGACGUCUCCACCUUUAGCAUCAGCUAAUAUUGUUAAUAAUACUCCUCAGUACAUUCCAAACAUGUCAUGGGAAAAAUUGCCAGACUAUUCCCCUCCAUUAUCCACAAUACCUCCAAACAAUGUAAAAGUUAUGAAGGUAGAAUGGAAAGGUUCUCCAAUGGAUUUAUCUCGUGAUCCAUUGAAGGAUAAAUUGCAUCCUGCUGAACUAGUAUUGGCACAGAUAUUGAGAUUACCAUGUGACUUGUACUUGGACUCAAAGCGAAGAUUAUUCUUAGAAAAGGUUUAUCGUUAUAAGGAGGGUUUACCGUUUAGACGUACUGACGCUCAGAAGGCUUGUCGCAUAGACGUUAACAAGGCUUCUAGGUUAUAUGCAGCAUAUGAGAAAAUUGGCUGGUUAGAAGAUUCUAAUUUUGACAAAUAUUUGUAA